Molecule: messenger RNA, 1945 nt
Organism: Platichthys flesus (European flounder)
Lineage: Eukaryota; Metazoa; Chordata; Actinopteri; Pleuronectiformes; Pleuronectidae
Gene: pnp5a
Product: purine nucleoside phosphorylase 5a
Exons: 6
Coding region: 385-1134 (249 amino acids)
Biological process (GO): nucleoside metabolic process
Cellular component (GO): cytoplasm
Molecular function (GO): purine-nucleoside phosphorylase activity
Source: RefSeq, a predicted model, not a curated record
CACCAGAGUUCCAAGAGCAUCGCAGACCAGAGGAAGACUUUACACUCGUGUUCCUCAGACCUGACUUCAGCCCUGGUUCCUUUCAGCAGCUGGGCUUUGACUUCACGUUUCCUGUCUCGGAGUGUCCUCUCAUCUUUGUGUGUUUUUCAAAGUGUGUCGUCACACAAUAAGUGUGUUUGUUCUGAACAUCAGCUGCUCGAGCUCCAUCUCCUGCAAUGUUUCCAGAGGCGAACAAAGGACUGUGGUUCAACCUGUCUGUCUCCUGAUGUCCUCAGCUACAGCUACGAGGACUGUAAGGCCACUGCUGAUUGGCUGCUGGCCCAGACGGACGUGCGCCCCACGGUGGGCAUCGUGUGCGGGUCGGGCCUGGGGGGGCUGGCUGACAUGCUGAAGGACCAGGUCGCCUUCAACUACAAGGACAUCCCCAACUUCCCCCAGAGCACUGUGCACGGACACGCAGGGCGGCUGGUGUUCGGCACGUUGAGGGGGAGGCCGUGUGUCUGCAUGCAGGGCCGCUUCCACCUGUACGAGGGCUACCCCAUCCAGAAGAUCACGCUGCCCAUGAGGAUCUUCAAGCUGCUUGGCGUGAACACGGUGAUGCUGACCAACGCGGCCGGGGGCCUGAACCAGGACUUCAAAGUGGGGGACAUCAUGAUCAUCAAAGACCACCUCAACAUGCCCGGCUUCGCUGGCAACAACCCGCUGGCCGGACCCAACGACGAGAGGUUCGGGGUUCGAUUCCCGUGCAUGUCGGACGCGUACGACCGGGAGCUGCAGCAGCUGGCCCUGGACGUGGGCCAGGAGCUGGGCUACGGGGACUUCCUGAAGGAGGGCGUGUACUGCGUGCUGGGCGGACCCUCGUUUGAAACCAUCGCUGAGGUCCGGAUGCUGCACCGACUGGGAGCUGACGCUGUGGGCAUGAGCACCGCCCCCGAGGUGAUCGUGGCCCGUCACUGCGGCAUGCGCGUCUUCGCCCUCUCGCUGAUCACCAACAAGGCGGUGAUGGACUACGACAGCGAGGAGAAGGCCAACCACGAGGAGGUGCUGCACAUCGGCAAGCAGCGGGCGGAGCAGCUGGAGCGGCUGGUCUCCACCAUGGUCACCAGGAUGGAGCACAACAACGACUGCGUCUAGGAGGCGCCGCCGCUCACCGGGCGAGGAACUAGGUCCUGGUCCAGACCAAGGAGACUUUAAAGAGCUGGGAACUCGGUGUGAGGACAGACGAGGCUCCACAGACGUCCUCUGAAGACGCCGCGUGUUCGAGUCCCUUCAGACGCCGGGGGUUCCUCUGCUGAGCGCCUCCUGGUGGAGGAACCUCCUCUCUGAGGGGUUUGGGUCAUUUUAAAUGUUUUGUUCUAACUUAAUGUGCGAUCGGUGUAAAUGUCUGUGAUUUAACUUAAUGAGCCCGAAUCUUCUGUAAAGAUAUUAAUAUGAUGUUGAAAUGUGUACAUUGAAAGAUUUGUGGUAUUGUACUGUGCUUGUUUUUUAUAAUAAGAACAUUGUUACUAAAUAUUUAUUACCAGGUUACGUUUCCUUGUGUCGUUAAUUGAUUUACUCAAGUUUCAAGAUGAAAGAUGUUCUCAGCUUUGACUUCAGCUUUGAGUAAAAAUAUAAAGAUGUUCCGUCUCACACAAACCUCUGAUUCACGAGAUGCUUAUCUUAUAUUAUAUUACAUUUACAUAUCUUCAUCUGGAAACAUCAAGAUCCAGGAACUCUUCCCCCGGAAAACAUCCUCAAAUCUCAUAUCUGGUAUCUCGUGACUUCACUAAAGAAAGUUGAACUACAACGAGUACACACAAAACUAAAGUCUAUUUUUUAUUGCUUUUCCUAUGUGUGUUGUAUUUAUUGCGUUUUAUGUUUCUAUGUUCAUUGUCUGCACCAAUAACCAGAGCAAAGUCCUUGUAGGUGUAAACCUACUUGCCAAUAAAAAUAUUUCUGAUUCUGA